Messenger RNA from Nycticebus coucang (slow loris), 803 nucleotides. RefSeq names its product chromosome 4 C12orf43 homolog (gene C4H12orf43). The record is from RefSeq and is a predicted model, not a curated record. Lineage: Eukaryota; Metazoa; Chordata; Mammalia; Primates; Lorisidae. Gene Ontology annotation, biological process: Spemann organizer formation; Wnt signaling pathway; negative regulation of Wnt signaling pathway.
CUCUGCGGUGGUUCAAGAUGGCGGCGCUGAAUAGCGUCAUGAGCGAUUCGGAAAGCAGCAGCAGCAGUAGUAGUGAUGCAGAGGAGCUGGCGCGGUGCCGCGAGGCGGCGACGCCGGCCUGGGGCUUGGAGCAGCGCCCGCGGGGGCCGGACAAACCGAGAGACGGUGCUGCAAAUAACCAGUUGCAAACCUUCCAACCAAGCCUCAGGCAUAAGGUAGAUGAGCAUGAACAAGAUGGCAACGAGCUUCAGACCACCCCCGAAUUCCGAGCCCAUGUGGCCAAGAAACUGGGAGCCCUGCUGGACAGCGUCAUUACCAUCUCAGAAGUAGUGAAGGAGCCAACAAAAACUAAGGUACAGAAAGUCACCUCGGAGGAUGAUGGUUUCCGCCUUUUCUUCACAUCUGUCCCUGGAAGCCCUGAGAAGGAAGCUUCUCCCAAGCCCCACAGAAGGCGACAGCCCUCCAGCUCCAGCAGCGAGGACAGUGAUGAGGAGUGGCAACGGUGCCAGGAGGCAGCCGUGUCAGUAUCCGACAUCCUGCAGGAGUCAGCCAUCCAUAAUCCUGUCAGGGUGGAGAAGGAAGCAAGGAAGAAAAGGAAGUUGAAAAAGAAACCCAAGCAGGUGACCAGUGUCGAUUCCACUAUAGCCACCUCCACCAGUACCACCACUGAGGCCACGAUCCAGAAGCAGGAAAAGGAGCCAAGCAAGCUCAAUGGAGACCAGGUGUCACUUGGAACCAAAAAGAAGAAAAGGAAGAAAAAAAGCAAAGACAAUGAGCCUUCUCCACUCCCACCUACAAACUGA